GGGAUAGACUAAAAAAAAAAAAAAGUGACACAUAAAUGGGACAGAGGAGUAAUAAAUAGUAGAUCUAAAUAAUUUAAGAAAUACAUGAGUUCGAUGCUAAAAUCAGUUAAGGUUGAACUCAUGAUACAGGUUAAAUCCUUGAUCCGCCUCUAUCACCCCCACCUCCUCUAAUGUUCCCUCCCUUUUUGGACUUUGGACAUUAACGAACUUUAACUUUUCCCAUAUUAUAUAUUCCUCUUAAGCCCAAGAGAAGUCUUUCAUGAAAGAGAACUAGAGCAACAUAGAUUUGGCCUAUAUUCUUCUGUUAUUAUCAUGGCCAUAAACUACUCCUUACUUAAUGAAGUAAUCUGCAGCUAACAACUGGAGUACUAAACACACAGAAUUAUGGGUGGUAUGAAGGCUUUCUUGGGGGCUCUUGUUUUACUUUGUUUACUGUGGCUCAUUUUGUAUGGGAUUUUAGUCAAUCAGGAAACCAAAACAAUCACUGCUACGGCUAUCAAUCGUUUAGAUAUUUGGAAGAUAAUACAAACUGAAAAGUAUUAUCUUCAAAAGAAUUCAAAUCUCAAUUACGUGAGACAAAGAAGAGUGUCUACUGGAAUAUUGAAUGCCAUCCCGAAUAGGAAAGCAGGGAAAGUAGCCAGGGGUGCCACCAAAACAGUCACUGCUAGAGCAACCAAACAUGUAGAUGUUCGGAAGAUACUAGAAGCUGAGAGGCAAUAUCUUCAAAGAAAUCCAAAUGUCAAUUAUGUGAGCAAAAGAAGAGUGCCUACUGGACCAAAUGCCAUUCACAACAGUUUAUGUUUCUUGGUUUUCAGGAAAGUAGGGGAAUAUAGAGAGCCACCCACUCGAGCUUGAGCUUAGGAAGACACCUAAAAGUAGUACUCCAGUAAAGAGUAACAAGGUCAAUCAACCAAAUUUACAACAUACAAUGAUGUGAUGACAAGUGGGUGUUUCAUUAGAAUGUGCUCUUAUUUCAUUUUAUGUGGCAAUGCUACUAUUUGGAGAACCAUAAAGGUUUUCUUUGAUCACGAUUUUCUUAAACAUUAUAGAUUAUUAAUACAUACUUUUUGUGUAGCUUUCAAAUUUGUAAAUUUUAGUACAGUUUUUUUUUUUUUAAAUGAAGCUCUAAAACAGUCUCGCUACCUUUCAUGGUAAGGGUGAGGUCUAUUUUGACUCUACCCUCCCCAAGCCCCUGUGUUGUUUUUGUAGUUUUUUUAUGAAUCUAUGUUUGAACCCUGCCACACUGGAGAUGCCAUUUGUAGAAAAGGUAACUUACGAUGCACUACACGAAUGAAAUUCUAAGCAAUGAGACUUAAAUUAAAGAGGGAAAGUAGGUUGGCAAGCAAAACCUUUCAAGACUGAUGAAAGAUGAAACAAGUAUGUGAUUUGAAUGUAAAAACUAUUGACUUUUUCUUUUUUAAGUGGUGUGAUUUAAUUUAUGAUUUGGACACUGAAAAGGAACGACAGAAACAUUGAUAAACGCAUGUAAGAAUGGGAUGUUUCCAAGAAAAUAAUUAGUUUUGGGGAGUCUUUCUUGA
Messenger RNA from Lycium barbarum (goji berry), 1538 nucleotides. RefSeq lists its product as uncharacterized. Bases 385 to 855 code for a protein of 156 amino acids. The transcript has 3 exons. Lineage: Eukaryota; Viridiplantae; Streptophyta; Magnoliopsida; Solanales; Solanaceae. The record is from RefSeq and is a predicted model, not a curated record.